CUUAUUCACAUGCCGAAAAACAAAGAUGGAGGAAUGACAUUCCAAACAUUCUGCAAUGCAUCAAAAUGGUGUGAAAACGUCAACAUAGAAGGAAAACUAAGAGGAUUUUUUCGAACUCUAAAUGAUGGACAUUACAUCGAUAAUGAUACAUUAAAGAAGAUUUUAAAGUCUGUCUACCCUGAAGACAAUAGGGAAGCGAUUUCCCGACAUGCCAAGGUGUUUAUGUCUGAAGUUGACAAAAGAAGACUGGGAUAUAUAGAUGAGGAACAGUUUAUUCGCUGGAUGAAAAACAUGCCACAUGAAACUGUUCAAAAGAUAUUAAUGUAUUCCAUUAUACCUGAUCACAUUCAAGAAGAAUUUAGAAGAGAUAACUUAUCAACAAGUCAUAGUUCAAAACCACCUCCAAAAAAGAGAAGACAAGCCAUUACUGGUGAUAUGUUGGAUACAGUUGCCACCCGUGCUAGUGCAAGAGAUUGGAGUGUACUCGCCAAUAAGUUAGGUUUCACUCUAGAAGAUGUUGACCAACUUAGCCGUCAGGUUUCCAAAGAAAGACCAUGAACAGAUUUAUUCAAUGCUUCAGACAUGGAUGUCUAAAGAAGCACAUCAUGCUACUGCUGCUGCUUUAGAGAAAGCAUUGAGGGAGAGUCAGAUGGGAGAUAUAGCGGAUGAAGUCAUGAAUCUUGAAUAAAAACAAAACACAAUACUACAUAACACAAUUAAUUUUAUCCGUUCAAAAUCACUUGACAUUGAAUGCUAUAAAUUCAAUUUCAUUCAGCCUUUCAUCAGCAGCAUUAACCCUUUCACCACCACAGUUAUCUUUUGUGCUUACACCUUUCAUAAAAUAGUCCC
This is a messenger RNA of Saccoglossus kowalevskii, 849 nucleotides long. RefSeq lists its product as uncharacterized. Gene Ontology annotation, biological process: signal transduction. The record is from RefSeq and is a predicted model, not a curated record. Gene Ontology annotation, molecular function: calcium ion binding; protein binding. NCBI's taxonomy places the organism in Eukaryota, Metazoa, Hemichordata, Enteropneusta, Harrimaniidae.